This is a messenger RNA of Eutrema salsugineum, 1681 nucleotides long. Its product is annotated as protein PTST homolog 3, chloroplastic. Bases 53 to 1480 code for a protein of 475 amino acids. Lineage: Eukaryota; Viridiplantae; Streptophyta; Magnoliopsida; Brassicales; Brassicaceae. The record is from RefSeq and is a predicted model, not a curated record. The transcript has 11 exons.
UCAAAGCCUUAAAAUGCUGCUGGGUAACUCCGGAGAUUGAGUAAGUCCGGCCAUGGCGACGAUUUCUCAUGUUCCUUUCUCUUUCUCCUUCCCUUCCUUUCACAAUCGGAAUUCAUUGCUAUACUAUCAUCGUCAUCGUCAUCAGCAACCGCAACUUUUUGUUUCGCUCUUGAUUUUGACGAAGAAGAAUGGUUUCGUCUGUUUCGCUUCUUCCAUCAAACAAGCCAGGGUUCGUAAAAGAGUGAAGAGCAACGAGGAGCUUCGGAGUGAGAUUAUGGAGUUCGUUGCUUUGGCUGGACUUCCUCAAGGUCACGUGCCGUCCAUGAAGGAGCUCUCGGCACAUGGAAGAGUUGAUCUUGCCAACGUUGUCAGACGAAGAGGAUACAAGUUCAUUAGGGAACUUCUUGCAGACUCUGAUUUGGAAGGCUGUAAUGAGUUAAUUUCUGAGAAUAACACGAUCAUGGAAACAAGUGCCAGUGGUAUUUGUUUGAAAGAUUUAUCAACAGAAGGUCAGGACGAAGAAGCACUGGAUGUGAUUGAUGGAAAUUCGUAUACCGAACGACAUUCAAGCACUCAAGUACACUUAACUGCAAUAGAUGGUAGCAUGCCUGAGGCUGAAGAACAUGGAAGUGUGAGUAAAGAUAGUAUAGUUGAGUCUGAGAAUAAGGAUCGGAUGUUAGGACUUUCUUCUUCUAUUUCAAGCAUAGAUGACAAAUCAGCCAGAUUUAUCCAGAAUGGAUGCUUGGAUACACUUGAUGAUGAUGAAAAUGACACACCUAAUGAAAGCUGUCCUGAAGAAUCUAAAGAAAGUGCAGAAACAAGUAAAGGACGAGAGUACAUAGGAGACAGUCAUGGUGGUCAAAGAAGUGUGAGUGCGGUGUCAAAUGGAAGUGCCGUAGCAUUGGAGGAGGUUACCUAUGCUACAGAAGUUAAUAGCUCCAACAGGAAUAGUGAUCAGAGAGGUGGUAAUGCUGAACUGGACAAGGAACUUGAUGAGACCAUGAAACGGGAAAAUCAGGUUGAGAUUACUCGGCUGAGGUUCAUCCUGCGUCAAAAAGAGCUGGAACUGUCAAGGUUGAAGGAGCAAAUUGAAAAGGAAAAACUGUCUCUUUCGGUUCUUCAUAGACAGGCUGAAACAGAGAUCCAAAAGGCACAAAUGCUUGUCUCAGAGAAGGAUGUUGAAUUGCAAGAAGCUGAGGAAAAUCUCUCAGGAUUGCAAGAGGUUGAGAUUGAAUAUUGCGGAGACGGUAAUGUUGUAGAGGUGACUGGUAGCUUCAAUGGCUGGGAACACCGAGUAGGACUGGAACGCCAAGCAUCCAAGUCAACCGGGAAACAGAAAUGCUGGUCAACAUUACUGUGGUUAUAUCCCGGUACAUACGAGAUCAAAUUCAUCGUGGACGGUCAAUGGACAACGGAUCCUCAAAGAGAUUCGGUUACAAGAGGACACAUCACAAACAACAUUCUCAAAGUUGACAGAUGAUCUCUUGCGUUUACUGUCUUAGAGUUGAAUUCAGUGCAGAACAUGUAUUCAAAGCGUUAUUAUCAAAUAUCCGAUGCCGAUCUCAAGUGUAAUAUGUUUUGCUCUGUUUCUAGCGCUUAGGGCUUAGGGGUAGACUCUGUACAAAACUACACCUUCAGGUAAUUUAUUAAAUAAUAUUUGUCUUAAUAAAGUCAAAAUACG